CCCCCCCCCCCCCCCCUCUCUCUCUCUCCGACUGUCUCUCUCUCCAAGGUUUUCAUCGCCAAGGGUAGACACAGAUGUCUAUUUUUGGAAUUUGUAGAGGCCAUUUACUCCUUGUUUUUUAGUGUUUUACGCAUUUUUUUUAUUUUUAAAUUUUAUUUAUGUUUUGCGCUCCGUAUUUGAUGUGUCUGGGCAAUUAAUAACCGAAGCCGUGUCGAUUUUCGGGUAUCAAUGGACGACAUUUUCCAACGUGCUUCCCAGCACAUCUCGCUCUUCUAUUUCGUGCAUUUGCAUUUCAUUGAGAACAACGGCAAGUUUUCGUUUUAGAGAUGAAAUUAGGGAAAAACGGUAGACCCCGGGGACGAGAGCAUUUAGGCCUGUAGCGUGGGGCUUUUCACGGAACGGAUCACGGCGAUUUGCGUGGAAACUGAACAGGACGUCUGGGAUUUCUACAAGGCUCCAUGGAUCGGGCGAGAAGAGUCAAUUAGUGAUCAGAUUCACCGAGGUGAGACACUUUGGUUCUUCUCCAAACAAGGAGGUUCCUUAUCGCUGCUCCACCACCACCACCAGUCUGUCGCUCUGCUGACCCUCGCCAGGCAUCAUGGGUACAGUGCUGUCCCUUUCCCCCAGCUACCGUAAGGCAGCCCUGUUUGAGGACGGCCCACCCACAGUGGGUCACUACACAGCAGUCCAGAACAGCAAGAACGCAAAGGAUGCUGCGGCAGCUGCUGCCAAAUCCCUCAAACGCCCCUCCAUCAUCAGUGUGUUGCCAUGGAAACGAAUUGUGGCCGUAUCAGCCAAGAGGAAAGGAUCCAAGAAACUGCAGUCAGACGGGGGCGACGGCGGGAAAGGAUGCUCGCCGGACGCCGAUGACGUCAUCACCUCUAAUUCGGCUUCGAACAGCUCGAAGCUGAAGAAAUCUCAGUCCUGUGCAAAUCUUUCCUCUUACUCUUCCAACCAGGAUCCCUCAGCCACCACCUUGACUACCUCCUCUCACCUCCCCACCUCCAAGACCCUCAUUAAUGUAGCUACAGUCGCUGCGAAAAAGAAUUCCCUAACUGGCUCCGGGAUCCAACCUUCCACUGCGGUUGGUACGCCAAAGCGUGUCAUUGUUCAGGCUUCCACCAGUGAGCUGAUGCGCAGCCUGGGAGAAUUCCUGUGCCGUCGUUGUUAUCGUCUAAAGCGUCUCUCGCCGACCGAUCCCGUGCUGUGGCUGCGCAGCGUCGACCGCUCCCUCCUCCUUCAGGGUUGGCAGGAUCAGGGCUUCAUAACACCGGCCAACGUGGUCUUCCUCUACAUGUUGUGCCGCGACGUGGUCUCCGCCGAGGUGGCCUCGGAGCGUGAGCUGCAGGCCUCGCUGCUCACGUGCCUCUACCUGUCCUACUCCUACAUGGGCAAUGAGAUCUCCUACCCGUUGAAGCCCUUCUUGGUGGAGGCCGAGAAGGAGGCCUUCUGGGACCGCUGCCUGGAGAUCAUCAACCGCAUGAGCGGCAAGAUGCUCCAGAUCAACACCGACCCGCACUUCUUCACCCAGGUGUUUGCUGACCUGAAGAAUGAGAGCAAGAAAGAAGAGGAGAAGACCAAACUCUUUAUAGGCCUUGACCGAUAAAAGGAGGCGGGAAGGAGGAGGGGAAAAAAGUUGGAUGUGGGAACUAAGAUAUGAUAAAGACAGGUGGACUUCUGUAAAGCUACUUUGAUCAAAUGCUGUUGUCUGGCGUCUCCAACGUGGUUGUUAAGAACGAGGAGGCGCUCCCAAAAAAUCUUGCCCUGUGUGUUAAACCUAUUUUGACUGUUAUUGUUAUUGUAAUACCCGCUUAGUGGAUUGAAUUGUCUCUGAUGACUUCUGUGAUCGUUUGGGAUCCAUCAUUUUUAAUGUAUAUUUUUCGGCCAAAAUAAUUGCUAAAUUUGAUCAGAAGCUGUUCCUCGUAUGUUGUUGGAAAGAAAAAUGAAAUGGCAGUUGGUGAUCCUGUUGAAGAGUCACUGAUGGUGUUUAGGUCUCAAGUUAGAAACGCCAGACAACAUUCAUUUAUAUAAGUAUGGAUGAUUAAUAUAAACAUACAGGAUAUUGAUACCACAUUGCAUGAGGUCACAUCAUAAAGUACGUCAUUGCACAUGACCACCUGCUUACUGCCAACUCCACUUAACCUUAUUCCAAUUUUCAUGCAUUCUAAGCUUUUUGCACUCAUCAACACUGGCUGUGAGGCCCACUGUUGAAACUUUAAAAGCAUACGAUCAAAACCAAUAUGAAAUAGUUGUGUUCAGAAGGUACCGUUUUUUUUUCAAAACCAAAUUUGGUGUGCACACGUGAUUUCGUCAGAAAUAUGGCCCAGCAGUAAAUGUUUACAUAAAUCCAUGUAAGAAAAUGCAAUAGAACCCUCUGAUGCAUAUCCAGAUGGGGUUUUAUAUAAUAAGUCCCCAUCCUCCUGCACUUUGGCCAAAUAGGUCCAUAUUGGUGCUGGUUUGAAUGACAACAGGAAAGAAAGGGUUUGAAUGAUUUUUUUUUUUACAAAAAGUGUGAAAGUCCAAAAAAGUGUUGCAAACCACCGGCCUGUUUGAGCGACAGUUAAGAAGUGAAAAACGUGACCUCUUUUUCCUAAAUGCUGCUACCACUUGAUUGGAUCUUAUUGGAAAUGACCAAUAUGCUACUUUAAUCCAUUUCUAGCCCUACAUAGAUUGAUAUUAAUGCAAAUCCAAUUCAAAUAUUUUAUAGUACUUUCUUUGAGAUGGUAGGUGUGCAAAUUGCUAUGUUGAUGAAGCGCUGGAUGAAAACAAUCCCAUAGUGUCUCUCAAUAAUAAGGUAGCCAAACUGUGAAGCCAUUAUUAUUUCAUCCCUUUUUAUACAAUCUAUGCUUCAGACACUAACAUACACCAUCUUCAGCAAAUUGCAUGCGUGCUUGUGUAGUUUUCAUAGGCAUGCUGUUUUAUGCCUGGGGAUUUGCAGAGCACAAAGUCCAAUUUAUAGACAUGACAUCUGGUGACCUUCGGACCUGCUAAUGAACAAAAUGUGCGAAAACAUUGGGCUAUGCUUGGUUGUGUGAUAACGAGAGAACACACACACACAGGGAAUCAUUUUUCAUGUGUGAAGCUCAUUAUCACCCCCAGUUAAAAAGCGGAGUUGUCAUUCCCUUCAAAAUAAGGAAUGAUACAUAUGGGAUGGGCAUUUGAUCAACUAUUAAAAAGCCAUUUUUGAGAUAUUCUCUUUUUCUCCCUUUCUCUUGCUGGCUGAAUGUUCCUUCAUGAUCAUUUUGGCAAGAAAAGGAUCAAAUGUUCCCAAUUUUUUUCAAUCACUACAUCUAGUAAUGACAAAUGUAUUUUUCCCAAUCUUCCAUUUCUUAAAACUAACCCUCUUGUGUCAGAUGCACUAGUCAAUAUCAAACAAUAAGGAAAUAUCAGCCAAGACAUCUAAUGUAAUCAAACUACCCAUUUUUUUUAAAAUUUCCAAACAGGCUGCUAUAAAGGUUGACAGUUGAUCGAUGUGUAUCAUUCUACAGAUUUUGAACCCAAUUGGAAGCGAUGAUUCUGAAGAACAUUUGAAGAACAAAAACAGCACAGGAUCCAUAAAAGCUUAUUAGAAGUGAUGUUUUUGCUCUAGUUUUGUAUUCUGGUGAUAACACAUUGACCAUGCUGCAACAACAAUGUAGCCCAGAUCCAGAAUCUGAACUCAUGUGACCUCAUAUGAUUAUGCAUAUGAAGAAUUGUUCCAUGAUGAACACACUUGACUUUCCUGUUUUUGAUGAGUUGGAUGGAAAACAAGUAGCAUUUCUCUAAAUGACAGCGAUAUUAUCCUUAAUGAUACACGGGGCAGCAUUGUCUCAUUGAGUCAUAUGAAAGCACAUAACAGUGGGAACACAAUAUUUAUAUGCUCAAAUGGUGUAUGUUUGAAUUGUUUCCACAUGUAAAAUUCAUUUACUGUCAAACCCGAUUUGAAUAAGAUCACAGUCAAUAUUAGCCUCAAAUUUGUUAGUAUCUAUAAAUAAGACGCCAUUGCCGGAUCACAUAAUGUUGAUAUGGUUUAUUGUUAUGGUUUACAUUAGAUCAGAUUAAUACAAUCUUUACCAUUUUUUUUUUCAGAAUAUAUAGAUUUGAACAGGUGAAUAGCCAGGGCUGCUGUGGCUUUAGAGUUAAAUGUGAUACACAUACUUUAAUGUGAAAUGUUCUCCAGCACAUAUGUCACAGAAAUGAUUACGUUGUACCAUGCAUAUGUAGGAAAGAGUGAUUGAUGAUGUGCAAAAGAUAUUGUGAUUUUUUUUUUUCCUCCAGAAUUGAAUCCACCUGCUUUGGUGCAAAAGACACAAAGAAAGACAAUGUUUAAAGGACUACUUAUCUUCUGAGAGGACUGGAUUUGGAACAGAAGACUUGGUUAACACCCCUCCCACUCCUCCCAAUCACGUCUCAUCAAUUAUGUGCCAUAUUUUAUCUUGCAACACGUACAAGACAAAAAAAAAACUAUUGUGAAAUGAUGAUGAUAGACUUACCGGUAAUAUCUUCUUUUUUUCUCCCCCUUCCAUUUGUGAAGCAUAUUGUGUAACAAGAAUCUUUGUUCAAGUUUAAUGCUACUAGUGUUACCAGAAUACUGAUGCUGCAGUCUGUUACUUUGUGGAUGUAUGAAUAUGUAUGCAAGAAAGAACAAAGUGAUCAGCUGUUACAAGUAAUUUGUAUAAAAACAUUUACAAGCAAUUUGGUUUGUACUCAUUUAAUAGUGGUGCAAACACACUUUGUUAAAUUGUAAGUAAAUAUACAGAACAGUCAUUCAUUCAACUAGAGCCUGACUUAUAGACACAAAAAACAACUUAAUGAAGUUGGGACUGUGUAAAAUGUAAAUAAAGACAAAAUACAAUGA
This is a messenger RNA of Syngnathus acus (greater pipefish), 4837 nucleotides long. Its product is annotated as cyclin-dependent kinase 5 activator 1-like. Gene Ontology annotation, cellular component: protein kinase 5 complex; cytoplasm. Gene Ontology annotation, molecular function: cyclin-dependent protein serine/threonine kinase activator activity; protein kinase binding. The coding region runs from base 599 to 1606 and encodes 335 amino acids. Gene Ontology annotation, biological process: activation of protein kinase activity; brain development; positive regulation of cyclin-dependent protein serine/threonine kinase activity. Lineage: Eukaryota; Metazoa; Chordata; Actinopteri; Syngnathiformes; Syngnathidae. The record is from RefSeq and is a predicted model, not a curated record. The transcript has 3 exons.